Molecule: messenger RNA, 1767 nt
Organism: Dictyostelium discoideum AX4
Lineage: Eukaryota; Evosea; Eumycetozoa; Dictyosteliales; Dictyosteliaceae
Exons: 3
Coding region: 1-1767 (588 amino acids)
Source: RefSeq, a predicted model, not a curated record
AUGCAGAUGAAUCAAUAUCAUCCUUAUGCUAUGCAAUAUAGCCAUACAGUUUAUAUUAAAAGAACAGAAGUACCAUUUUAUUCAGAUAGAUUAAAUAAGAGAAUUCAAGUUCAUUCAUAUUUAUCUAGAUUAGUAGAUUAUUUAUUAUCAAAAGAUGAUAAAAAAAUUGACUUUGCUUUGAAUUCAUUAUUAACAAAAUCCUAUCAAGAAAAAUUAAUUUUUUCAAUUAGCAUUGAAAAGGAUUUCAAAGAGACAAUGUUUCCAAUUCCUUCAAUUUUAGAUUCAUUAUUAAAUGCUAUUGUAUCAUUUACACCAGAGAAUAAGAAUAAUAAUAGUAAUAAUAAUGAUGAUGAUGAUGAUAAAGAUUCAGAAGAAUUAACAACUUAUAAAUUAAAUUUAAAUAAUGAUACUAUUUUAAUUUCAAAAAUUGUAUCAAUCUUAAGAAAUUCAAUACUCCAAAAACCAAAUGAUCAAUAUUUAGCAAAUAAUCCAACUGCACUUUUAGCAUUGUUAGAGAUUGCACAUUCUUAUUUAACAUAUAGAAAAAGUUUAUCAAGUAAACAGAAUUCAUUUGAUCCAAAUACUUUCAACCCAUUCGAUUCUUUAAAUUUACACCCAAUCAAUCAAUUAAAUUCAAAUAUUACUAGAUAUAUCAUUGAAAUUUUCUCAAAAAUUAUUCAAUAUUUAACAUUACAACAACCACCACCACCACCACAACCACCUCAACCACAACAACAACAACCUCAACAAAAUGAUAACGAAACUUUAAUGGAUAUUACUACACCACCACCACCAACUACAACAGCUACCACUACAACUACUACUGCAACAAAUGAUAAUAAGAAUAAUAAUGAAAAUGAAGAUUUAGUUAAAAGUUUAAAUGAAAAGAAUAUAUUUUCAAAAGACCAAGUUAGAGAGAUGUGUUAUGGAUCAAAUAAAUUUUAUGUUUUAAAGAAAUUACCAGUUUCAAUUUUAACUAAAAAACUAUUAUCAAUAUUAGAGAUGUCAAUCUAUUGUUUUAAGGAUGAUUCAGAAUUAUUGGCAUGUGUCGAAACCAUUGAUUAUAUUUGUAAAUCAAAGAGAAAUCGUUAUGCUUUGGAUGAGUUGGUAAUGAAACCAAUCUAUGAUCAAUUUAUAAUUUCAAAUAAUUCACCACCACCACCUACCUCAUCUUCAACAUCGAAUGCAGUAUCUUCACCAUUACCACAAACAUCAUCAUCAUCAUCAUCAUCAAAUGUUACAUCACCACCAUUUCCUACAACUACAACUACAACAACAACAACAACAAAUAACAAUGAAACUUUACAAUCUACAUCAACACCACCAACAUUCCAAACUCUAACUUCUUCAGUAAUUGAAACUUUUACAAUUAAAAAUCCAAAGAAAGUCUUUGAAAAACAUCCAAAUUUAAUUAGUAGAGUUGUAGAACUUUUAAGUCAUUCACAUCAAUCAAUUCAAUUAUUAUCAAUUCAAAUUUUAUCAACACUCUCAAAAUCUUCUCAAAAAUUAAGAAUUACAAUUUGUCAUUAUCCAGGAUUAGUUAGACAUUUAAUUAAUUUAUUAACACAUAAACCAACUGGAGAGAAUGCAGAAAUUUCAAAAAGAGCAGCAAGUUUAUUAUCACGUCUUUCAAAGGAAUCUUAUAAUUUACCAAUUCUAUUACCUUUUGAAACUACUCUUGCUCAAAUUGCACUCACAGAUAAUCCUCAUUCUGAUAUCAUUACAAAUAUUUUAGUUAGAUUUGAAAUUAAAAAUAAUUAUAAUUAA